This is a messenger RNA of Closterium sp. Yama58-4, 2655 nucleotides long. NCBI's taxonomy places the organism in Eukaryota, Viridiplantae, Streptophyta, Zygnematophyceae, Desmidiales, Closteriaceae. The record is from the annotation of a GenBank genome assembly.
AUGAUUCUCAACCGCGCCCACCACCACCGCCAUCACCAGGCGCCCAAGCCAUCUGCCCCACUCAGCCCACCAAUGGCGAAUCCUCCGCCACAGCCCGUGCGGAUCGCGCUGCUAGGCGCGGGAAUAUUCGCUCGCGACGCGUAUCUGCCUAUACUGAAAGACAUCAAGUCCGAGAUCGCGCUUCGAUUCAUCUGGAGCCGCUCCCAGGGCUCGGCGGAAGCGCUAGCAGCAGCGUGGGUGGCGGCGGGAAAUGCGGCGGCGGUGGAGGUGGUGUGGGGAGAGGAGGGCUUGGCGCGCAUCGAGCGGAGCGAGGAGGUCGAGGCGUGUGUGCUGGUGCUGCCAGUGCAGGUCCAGCCAGAGCUGGUGCUGCGUUUCUUGAAGGCGGGAAAGCACGUCAUGCAAGAGAAGCCCAUAGCGGCAGACUACCCCCAGGCCCUCGCCCUACAUGCUGAGGCAUCACGCCUCUCAGCCCCUCUCUCCUCUGCGUCCUCCUCUUCUUCCUCCUCUGCCUCCUCUUCAUCGCACCAAGCACCUCUGUGGGCCGUUGGGGAGAACUUUCGGCUUGAACCGGCAUUUGACCAGGCACGCGAGAUAGUGUCUUAUCUGGGCGCCAUGCUGGCAGUGCAGGUGGUGGCGGAGACCUCGCUCACCCCCUCCAACAAGUACUUCCCCAGUCAGUGGCGCCGCGACCCUGCCUUCACGGGUGCGUUCAUCACCGACUGUGGCGUGCAUUACGUGGCAGCAAUGUGUCAUAUGACCGGGCGCAAAGUAUCAUCAGUGGCAGCAUUUGACAACGUUCCCAAACCUCCUUCCCUUGACUCACAUGAUAUGGCAUGGCAUGGCAUGGCAUGGCAUGGGAUGGGAUGGCAUGGCAUGGCAUGGCAUGGCAUGGGAUGGCAUGGGAUGGCAUGGCAUGGGAUGGCAUGGCAUGGGAUGGCAUGGGAUGGCAUGGCAUGGGAUGGCAUGGCAUGGGAUGGCAUGGCAUGGGAUGGCAUGGCAUGGGAUGGCAUGGCAUGGGAUGGCAUGGCAUGGGAUGGCAUGGCAUGGGAUGGCAUGGCAUGGCAUGGCAUGGCAUGGCAUGGCAUGGCAUGGGAUGGCAUGGCAUGGGAUGGCAUGGCAUGGCAUGGCAUGGCAUGGGAUGGCAUGGCAUGGGAUGGCAUGGCAUGGCAUGGCAUGGCAUGGCAUGGGAUGGCAUGGCAUGGGAUGGCAUGGCAUGGCAUGGGAUGGCAUGGCAUGGGAUGGCAUGGCAUGGCAUGGCAUGGCAUGGGAUGGCAUGGCAUGGCAUGGCAUGGCAUGGCAUGGCAUGGCAUAGCAUGGCAUGGCAUGGGAUGGCAUGGCAUGGGAUGGCAUGGCAUGGCAUGGGAUGGCAUGGCAUGGGAUGGCAUGGCAUGGGAUGGCAUGGCAUGGGAUGGCAUGGCAUGGGAUGGCAUGGCAUGGGAUGGCAUGGCAUGGCAUGGGAUGGCAUGGCAUGGGAUGGCAUGGCAUGGGAUGGCAUGGCAUGGGAUGGCAUGGCAUGGCAUGGCAUGGCAUGGGAUGGCAUGGCAUGGGAUGGCAUGGCAUGGGAUGGCAUGGCAUGGGAUGGCAUGGCAUGGCAUGGCAUGGCAUGGCAUGGCAUGGCAUGGCAUGGGAUGGCAUGGCAUGGGAUGGCAUGGCAUGGCAUGGCAUGGCAUGGCAUGGGAUGGCAUGGCAUGGCAUGGGAUGGCAUGGCAUGGGAUGGCAUGGCAUGGGAUGGCAUGGCAUGGGAUGGCAUGGCAUGGGAUGGCAUGGCAUGGCAUGGCAUGGCAUGGGAUGGCAUGGCAUGGGAUGGCAUGGCAUGGGAUGGCAUGGCAUGGGAUGGCAUGGCAUGGCAUGGCAUGGCAUGGCAUGGCAUGGCAUGGCAUGGGAUGGCAUGGCAUGGCAUGGCAUGGGAUGGCAUGGCAUGGGAUGGCAUGGCAUGGGAUGGCAUGGCAUGGGAUGGCAUGGCAUGGCAUGGCAUGGCAUGGGAUGGCAUGGCAUGGGAUGGCAUGGCAUGGGAUGGCAUGGCAUGGGAUGGCAUGGCAUGGCAUGGCAUGGCAUGGCAUGGCAUGGCAUGGCAUGGCAUGGCAUGGCAUGGCAUGGCAUGGCAUGGGAUGGCAUGGCAUGGGAUGGCAUGGCAUGGCAUGGCAUGGCAUGAGAUGGCAUGGCAUGGCAUGGGAUGGCAUGGCAUGGGAUGGCAUGGCAUGGGAUGGCAUGGCAUGGGAUGGCAUGGCAUGGCAUGGCAUGGCAUGGGAUGGCAUGGCAUGGGAUGGCAUGGCAUGGGAUGGCAUGGCAUGGCAUGGCAUGGCAUGGCAUGGCAUGGCAUGGGAUGGGAUGGCAUGGCAUGGCAUGGCAUGGCAUGGGAUGGCAUGGCAUGGCAUGGGAUGGCAUGGCAUGGGAUGGCAUGGCAUGGGAUGGCAUGGCAUGGGAUGGCAUGGCAUGGCAUGGCAUGGCAUAGCAUGGCAUGGCAUGGGAUGGCAUGGCAUGGGAUGGCAUGGCAUGGGAUGGCAUGGCAUGGGAUGGCAUGGGAUGGCAUGGGAUGGCAUGGCAUGGGAUGGCAUGGCAUGGGAUGGCAUGGCAUGGGAUGGAGCAGAAAGUUUGAGGAUGGCACUGUGGGCACUCUCUCCAUAUCCUUCUCCUACACGCCACGCAACCUUGUGA